Messenger RNA from Arachis duranensis, 898 nucleotides. RefSeq lists its product as uncharacterized. The record is from RefSeq and is a predicted model, not a curated record. Lineage: Eukaryota; Viridiplantae; Streptophyta; Magnoliopsida; Fabales; Fabaceae. The transcript has 5 exons. The coding region runs from base 242 to 682 and encodes 146 amino acids.
AUGCCUGAAGAUUCAUGCAAGACAGUUGGAAGAUAGAGAACAAAUUACUCUAGAUAGUGAAAGAGAGGCAAUUGGUCCUACUGAUGAAGCUGUAAACAACUUGAGCAAAUUUUUGGGCACAGUGGCAAGGAAUUCAGAUUUUUGUCCAUUAAUUUACACAAAUUGAAAGGGGAUUAAAGAUAAAGAAGCCAUUUGGGAAUAUGUUCAAGCUAAAUUCAUUAUUCCAACUGAAGGAAAGAGGAUGGUCCUUGCUCGUAUCAAUGACAACUGGAGAAGGUAUAAGACUACAAUAAAGCAAACUCAUAUUCUGCCAUACAAAUGUGUUAAUGAGAUGCUGAAAAAUCGUCCUAAGAGUAUACCUGAGAGUCAUUUUCGCAAGUUAAUUGCUUAUUGGAGAACUGAGAAAGUUAAGAAAAUGUCUGUGCAGAAUAAGAAAAAUAGGGCACAACAGAAAUUUAGGCAUCGAAAGGGACCAAUAAAUUUUGCAAGAAUACGUGCAAGAUUGAAAUGUUUGUUGAGACUCGCCAAAGCACAAAGGGAAAAUCAUUGGAUGAAGACACUCUGGAUGUUAUUGCACAUUUGCAAGCUGAGAAUAAAAAGUCUAAAGAAUCAGCAAUUAGAGCUUUCCAAUCCAUAUUUGGGAAAGAGAAGGCAGGGAGAGUGCGAUGUCACGGAAGAGUAACCACACCAACUUUGUUGAAGAAAAAUGAGGAAAUUGCCACCCUUAAGUAGCAACAUGCAACUGAGAAAGCAACAUUAGAGAAUAAGGUUGAUGUGAUGCAAAAAGAAGUAGAUGAUCUAAAAUCGCUUGUUAAGAUGAUGCUGCAACAAAAAAGCUCAGGAGUGGACCUUGACAUGUUAGCUGCUCAAUUAGGAAGCACUUUAGGGAAUCCGAACA